AUGCUGAAGCAGAGCGAGCGGAGGCGGUCCUGGGGCUACCGGUCCUGGAGCACUCCGGAGAGCGAGCAGGCCCCCGAGGCCGAGGCCGAGGCCGGGGCCGGCGCGCACCGCCGCAGCGUCUGCUCCGUGGGGGCCCGCUCCGGCUCCCAGGCCAGCAUCCCGCCGUGGACCGAGGGCAACUAUAACUACUACAUCGAGGAGGACGAGGACGGCGAGGAGGACGACGACCUGAGGGACGAGCCGGCCGAGGAGGCUCGGCAGCCCGAGGCCCAGGCCGCCCCGGCGGCCGGCAGCCCCGAGCUCGGCGCCGCGCCGUCCGCGCUGCGCGUGAACGUGGGCGGCCAGAGCUACCGCCUGGACUGCCGCCAGCUGGCCUGCUACCCCAAGACGCGCCUGGGCCGCCUGGCCACGUGCACCGGCCGCGGCCGCCGGCUGGGCCUGUGCGACGACUACGAGGAGCGCACGGACGAGUACUUCUUCGACCGCGACCCGGCCGUCUUCCAGCUGGUCUGCAACUUCUACGCGUCGGGGGUGCUGCUGGUGCGGGACGAGCUGUGCCCGCGCGGCUUCCUGGAGGAGCUGGGCUACUGGGGCGUGCGGCUCAAGUACGCGCCGCGCUGCUGCCGCAUCUGCUUCGAGGAGCGGCGCGACGAGCUCAGCGAGCAGCUCAAGGUGCAGCGCGAGCUGCGCGCGCAGGCGCAGGCGGAGGAGGCCGAGGAGCUCUUCCGCGACAUGCGCUUCUUCGGGCCGCAGCGCCGCCGCCUCUGGAACCUCCUGGAGAAGCCCUUCUCGUCCGUGGCCGCCAAGGCCAUCGGGGUGGCCUCCAGCCUCUUCGUGCUCAUCUCGGUCGUGGCGCUGGCGCUCAACACGGUGGAGGAGAUGCAGCAGCCGGCGGGGCCGGGCGCGGGCGGCGGCGGCGGCGGGGGCGGCGGGGGCGGCGGCGGUGGUGGCGGCGGCGACGCGCGGCCCGUCCUGGAGCACGUGGAGGUGCUGUGCAUCGCCUUCUUCACGCUCGAGUUCCUGCUGCGCCUCGCCUCCACGCCCGACCUGCGGGGCUUCGCGCGCAGCGCCCUCAACGUGGUCGACCUGGUGGCCAUCCUGCCGCUCUACCUGCAGCUGCUGCUCGAGGGCGUCACGGGCGAGGACCCGCGCCAGGGCAGGGGCUCGCCGCGCGAGCACGACAUCGAGGCGGUGGGCCGCGUGGGCAAGGUGGGCCAGGCGCUGCGCGUCAUGCGGCUCCUGCGGGUGCUGCGCGUGCUCAAGCUGGCGCGCCACUCCACCGGCCUGCGCGCCUUCGGCUUCACGCUGCGCCGCUGCUACCAGCAGGUGGGCUGCCUCAUGCUCUUCAUCGCCAUGGGCGUCUUCACCUUCUCGGCCGCCGUCUACUCCGUGGAGCACGACAUCCCCAACACCAACUUCACCAGCAUCCCCCACGCCUGGUGGUGGGCCGCGGUGAGCCUCUCCACUGUGGGAUACGGAGACAUGUACCCAGAGACCAUCCUGGGCAGGCUUUUUGCCUUCCUCUGCAUUGCUUUUGGAAUUAUCCUCAACGGGAUGCCGAUUUCCAUCCUCUACAACAAGUUCUCUGAUUACUACAGCAAGCUCAAAGCUUAUGAGUACACGGCCAUGAGAAGGGAAAGGGGAAAGGUAGAGUUCCUGCAAAGAGCCAGAAAGAAGAUGGCGGAGUGUUUGGCUAAAAGCCUCCUACAGCCCCAGCCCAGGCAAGCAAGGUGA
Molecule: messenger RNA, 1734 nt
Organism: Neogale vison (American mink)
Lineage: Eukaryota; Metazoa; Chordata; Mammalia; Carnivora; Mustelidae
Gene: KCNV2
Product: potassium voltage-gated channel modifier subfamily V member 2
Exons: 2
Coding region: 1-1734 (577 amino acids)
Biological process (GO): potassium ion transmembrane transport; protein homooligomerization
Cellular component (GO): voltage-gated potassium channel complex; membrane
Molecular function (GO): voltage-gated potassium channel activity
Source: RefSeq, a predicted model, not a curated record